UAAUGGACCCUCACGCAGAAGAUGAUGAUUAAUAAGUAGGAGAAGACUAUGAUCCAGAACAACCAGGAGAUAAUGACUUUCAAGGAUAAGCAACUCUUCCUUAAGUACCUGUAAAAACAGGUGAGGAGGAUGAUGAAGAAGUAGCAAAAUUCAGAGCAAAGAUGUACAGAUUUGCAGAUGGUUAAUGGAAGGUUUUUUAAUUUUAAUAACAUCUCUUAGGAAAGAGGAGUAGGUGAUUUGAAAUUCUUGAAAAAUAAGCAAACUUAGAAAAUAAGAUUAUUGAUGAGAUAAGAUAAAACUGGCAAAGUGAUUGCAAAUCAUAUGAUUAUAGUUUAAGAAGGAUUCUGUAAAUUAUCAUAACUCAAAACUGCUGAAAAAUCAUGGAUUUGGACAUGUUAUGAUGCAUCAGACGAAUAGCCUAAAGUUUGGCAAUUGUGUGUGAGAUUUACAAGUGCAGAUGAAGUUGAAAGAUUUAAAACUGAAUUUGAGAAGGCUUAUGAAAAUAAUAAAGUUGAAGCAGAACCUGAAAAAAAAUAAGAAUGAAU
Molecule: messenger RNA, 545 nt
Organism: Paramecium pentaurelia
Lineage: Eukaryota; Ciliophora; Oligohymenophorea; Peniculida; Parameciidae
Source: the annotation of a GenBank genome assembly